This is a messenger RNA of Hippoglossus stenolepis (Pacific halibut), 2063 nucleotides long. RefSeq names its product G protein-coupled receptor 12 (gene gpr12). The record is from RefSeq and is a predicted model, not a curated record. Bases 560 to 1588 code for a protein of 342 amino acids. The transcript has 2 exons. Gene Ontology annotation, cellular component: membrane. Gene Ontology annotation, molecular function: G protein-coupled receptor activity. NCBI's taxonomy places the organism in Eukaryota, Metazoa, Chordata, Actinopteri, Pleuronectiformes, Pleuronectidae. Gene Ontology annotation, biological process: G protein-coupled receptor signaling pathway.
AUAAACUUUAUUAUUGAAUGUUGCCGCACGCAGGUCUGCUCGUGCCUCGGCUGGGAAACAGUCUGCAGGUGCGUAAAAACCAGUCUGUGCAUCCUGGAGCCAGCAGGUAUCAGACAUUUUGCUCUUUUUUUAAAUGGAGUUCAGCCGGUCUCUGAGAGUCUGGCUCAUUUGGGACUCCUCAUCACCACCCCCUCCUCCUCCUCCUCCUCUCCCAUCCACACGCACACCUCUUGCCCUGCACAGCCGCAGUCCACGGCGAUGUGCCGUUAACGGCUGAGCCGCCCCGCGCUCCUUUCUUUUUUACUCCUCCUCCUCUUCCUUCUAAUUCGUCUUCUUCUUCUCCUUCCACCAUCCCUGCUUUCAGGCAGAGAGGACCAGCAUCCCACCACCACCCCUCCCCUCCUGCCUCUCCUCCUCCUCCUCCUCCCCGGGCUGCUGCUGCUGUCUCUGUCCACCGGCGCUGCAACCAUCCUCAUCACUAACAUGGAGACACCAGGCUGCUGUCGCGCUUCCAUCUAGACGGAAGGUCUCCGCUCGCAGAAUCAAGACGGGGGGCACAAUGAGUGAAGAGCCACCGGUCACUCCCAGCUGGCUGACCCCUGACCCCACAGCAUGGGCCAGCGGAGGCGGGGGGCCGAUGGAUAACAGUACCAUCCUGGGGUCGUUUCCACCAGAGGACUCCCUCUCGCCCAGCCAGCUGCCCCUGCUGGUCAACCCCUGGGACAUUGUGCUGUGCUCGUCAGGGACCCUCAUAGCCUGUGAGAACGCCCUGGUGGUGCUGGUGAUCUGGCAGAACCCGGCACUCAGAGCCCCCAUGUUCCUGCUGAUUGGCAGCUUGGCGCUGGCCGACCUGCUGGCCGGCCUGGGCCUGGUGCUCCACUUCACCUGUGCCUACCUGCUUCGCUCUGACUCUGCCCAGCUGCUGACCGUAGGCCUGGUGGUGGCCUCCUUCUCGGCCUCCGUCUUCAGCCUGCUGGCCAUCACGAUUGACCGCUACCUGUCGCUGUACUAUGCCCUCACCUACAACUCGGAGCGGACGGCGGCCUUCACCUACACCAUGCUGGUGCUGCUGUGGGGCCUCUCCCUGUGUCUGGGCCUGCUGCCGGUCACAGGGGUCAACUGCCUGGCGGAGGAGGCUACGUGCAGCGUGGUGCGGCCGCUGACGAAGAACAACAUCGCCGUGCUCUCCGUCUCCUUCCUGCUGCUUUUCGGCCUCAUGCUGCAGCUGUACAUCCAGAUCUGCAAGAUUGUGAUGCGCCACGCUCAUCAGAUCGCCCUCCAGCACCACUUCCUGGCCGCCACACCCCACUACGUCACAACACGGAAGGGCGUGUCGACGCUGGCCAUCAUCCUGGGCACGUUCGCCGCCUGCUGGAUGCCGUUCACUGUCUACUCCCUCAUCGCUGACUACACCUACCCUCCACUCUACACCUAUGCCACGCUGGUGCCUGCCACCUACAACUCCGUCAUCAACCCGGUCAUCUACGCCUUCAGGAACCAGGAGAUCCAGAAGGCACUGUGGCUGGUGUGCUGUGGCUGUGUGCCCGCCAGUGUGGCCCAUCGUGCAAGGACCCCCAGUGACGUCUGACGAAGCAGACCCAGGUGGGAAGAGAGAGGCGCCCUGGGUCAGCUCUGCUCCUCACUGGGUCUGUCCAGUGUCACAGAGGGCAGCAUCAGGGGAGGAGGCCCAGGGCAGUGGCUCCGGCUCCUGCUGGAGGUGUCACUGGCUGAGGCAGGUUGCUCACUGACCCACAGCCCGCCUGGAUGGAUGGAUGGAUGGAGUUUCUCUUUCCUUUCUUACAAUCACCAUAGGGCAACGUAUCUCACUGUCUUCCCCCUGUAGGCCUGCAUCCCGGCCCCUCCCUUCCGGCCCGUGCCACGCCCUUCCUCUGUUCUGCAGAGCGCGCUGAGUGCAUCACAUGUUCCAUCCAUAGGAUGUGCAUACAGUUAACAGCACCAGACCUCUGGCUGACACGUGCUGUUCUUCACAUGGGGGCAGGGAGGGGCGGGUUUAUUAUUAGUUGGCGCCCCUGUGCGUGCGUAAAAGCGCACGGGAGAUGAAC